Molecule: messenger RNA, 2505 nt
Organism: Erpetoichthys calabaricus (reedfish)
Lineage: Eukaryota; Metazoa; Chordata; Cladistia; Polypteriformes; Polypteridae
Gene: smad3b
Product: SMAD family member 3b
Exons: 9
Coding region: 338-1618 (426 amino acids)
Biological process (GO): anatomical structure morphogenesis; transforming growth factor beta receptor signaling pathway; SMAD protein signal transduction
Cellular component (GO): heteromeric SMAD protein complex
Molecular function (GO): RNA polymerase II cis-regulatory region sequence-specific DNA binding; I-SMAD binding; DNA-binding transcription factor activity, RNA polymerase II-specific
Source: RefSeq, a predicted model, not a curated record
GCCUGUGUACCAAGCGAAGGAGGGGCUGGUAGUAGUGGGGGAUUUAGGAAAUUCGCAUUACGGCGAAAGCCAUCCCGAAAGUCAGUCCACUUCGCCACGUUGUCCCGGGCCCGUUCAUAAUCUGCGGGACUAGUUGACGAGGCGGAGGGUUACAGCGGCUGUCGCUGUUGCGCGGCGGUGCUGCGGGCGCCACUCAGCAGUGCACAGUCGAGCUGCGCGGCGCAAAGUUUCCGAGGAGUUUCGAGCUUUUUUUGCUUGUUGUUUUUCUUCUGAGGAGUUUCACCGUUUGUUGCUUUACUGCCUGGAAGACGCCAGGGUCACCCUCAGGUCUAUCAUCAUGUCUUCCAUCCUUCCUUUCACUCCUCCAAUCGUGAAACGCCUGCUGGGCUGGAAAAAGGGAGAACAGAACGGCCAGGAGGAAAAGUGGAGCGAGAAAGCGGUCAAGAGCCUGGUGAAAAAGCUCAAGAAGACGGGCCAGCUGGACGAGUUAGAACGGGCCAUCACGACGCAGAGUCGGGACACAAAGUGCAUUACCAUCCCAAGGUCACUCGAUGGUCGCCUGCAGGUGUCUCACCGGAAGGGUCUGCCCCAUGUUAUCUACUGUCGGCUCUGGCGCUGGCCAGACCUGCAUAGCCACCAUGAGCUGCGUGCUGUUGAGCUCUGUGAAUUUGCCUUUCAUAUGAAGAAAGAUGAGGUGUGCGUUAAUCCCUACCAUUACCAGCGUGUUGAGACUCCAGUAUUACCACCUGUGCUUGUCCCCCGGCAUACUGAGAUACCAACAGAAUAUCCGCACCUGGAUGAUUACAGCCAUUCUAUUCCAGAAAACACCAACUUUCCAGCAGGAAUUGAGCCACUAAGCAACUACAUUCCAGAAACUCCCCCACCAGGAUACUUAAGUGAAGAUGGAGAGACGAGUGACCAUCCUAUGAAUCACAGCGUUGAUGCAGGUUCACCUAAUUUGUCACCCAAUCCAGUAUCUCCUGCACAUAGCAAUUUAGAUUUGCAGCCCGUUACUUACUGCGAGCCAGCCUUCUGGUGUGCUAUCUCCUAUUAUGAACUCAACCAACGGGUGGGAGAGACUUUCCAUGCAUCCCAGCCUUUACUGACUGUGGAUGGCUUCACAGACCCAUCUAGUUCUGAGCGCUUCUGCCUGGGCUUGUUAUCCAAUGUUAACAGGAAUUCAGCUGUUGAGCUUACAAGACGACACAUUGGCCGUGGAGUGCGAUUGUAUUACAUUGGAGGAGAGGUAUUUGCAGAGUGUUUGAGUGACAGUGCUAUUUUUGUCCAGAGUCCCAACUGCAAUCAGCGUUAUGGAUGGCAUCCAGCCACAGUCUGCAAGAUCCCUCCAGGUUGUAACCUGAAAAUAUUCAACAACCAGGAGUUUGCUGCCCUACUAGCACAGUCGGUGAACCAGGGUUUUGAGGCUGUGUACCAGCUGACCAGAAUGUGUACCAUACGAAUGAGCUUUGUUAAGGGAUGGGGAGCAGAAUACAGAAGGCAGACUGUGACCAGCACUCCCUGCUGGAUUGAGCUGCAUCUGAAUGGGCCACUCCAGUGGCUGGAUAAAGUCCUCACUCAAAUGGGAUCACCGACUAUCCACUGCUCUAGUGUCUCGUAGAGCACUUGUGAACUCAAUUAUCCACAAAAGGAAACCAAGGUCUAUCCAGAUACUCGGCUGCUUUGAGAAGGACUUUGUUGCUGUAUGUUUCUGGGUAGUCCAAACACAACUGACAGCACUUUCAGUGGCAGCAGCCAAUUUCAUUGGUCAAUAUCAAUGUAUCUGCCUUUGGCAGACCCCCCCCCCCCAACAAUUCAACUUGUAGCAGCUGCGAGUUGAAAAAUUUUUAUACAUAAAAGUCUCAACCAACUAAAAGCUGGAACCAAUAUAUAAAGUUGGAGACAAAACUAUGCUGGAAGGGCAGCAAAGCCAUUAAGUCAGAGGUACUGCUGGCAGGACUGAUGCCGAUGGAUACGUCUCUAGGCCUCCCUUCUCCAGUAUUUGCCCACAGUCUGGAAUCACAUGGACAGGAGUGCAAUAGUUCAGACUGUGAAUAUGGUGUGCUGAGCACAAGUAGAUUUUGCUUUUGUAUAAAUGCCAUCACCCUUAUUCUCCCCCUAUGUGGACAGGAGCCUCUAAUAGAAGAUGGGGGAGAAAGGGGUUGGGCCCUACUCAAGCCCUUAAACUGGAAACUGACAUUAAAAUACUACAGUGGCAGCUUUAAAUCUUGGACAGUGAUUACAUCUUCUCUUCAAUACAUUUUAUAUUGCACCUUUCACGGUAAUACAGCAUUGCAGCUUAAUGCCCUUCCCCCUAAUGUGGAGCAGAUGGUGAUUAGGUAAUGCAUUACAUAUAAAUAAAGAACGACUCUUGGGCAAGAGGACCCUUUGGAGCAAUGCUGGAGGCCAUCUGCUCUAUUAAAGCUAUUUUCUACUAAACGCUAAGAGUCACUUUCUCUUGUCUUUGUACUAUGUUUGUCCUAAUAAACUUUUUAUCUGAAAUGUAAA